Messenger RNA from Geodia barretti, 2094 nucleotides. The record is from the annotation of a GenBank genome assembly. Lineage: Eukaryota; Metazoa; Porifera; Demospongiae; Tetractinellida; Geodiidae.
AUGGCCACGGCCGAGUACAUACCUCCCGUACAGGAGCCAGGCGUCCCACUGCUCUACGGCGAGGGGUACAGUCCCAGACCUACGAAGUUCAGCGAAAACCCCCGAUUCGCGGCGUUGGUGAGGGAAGGCUCACUGCCUCCGGUGGAGCAGCGUCUGCCCCAUCCUGAGGACGUCUUCGUCUACGCGCCUGUUGAUGAGAUAGGCAUCUACGGGGGAGACGCGCGACUUUGGGGCAGCCGUCUUUACAACAACCUCAUGACCGGUCUCGCGGUAGGUGGCACGUGCACGGAAUGGGAUAACGACGGCCUGAGCUACUACCCUGCCACUUGCAAGUCCUUUAGCACGAGCGAGGACGGACGGGUCUACACCGUGACGCUCCGUAGAGACCUGAAGUGGUCCGAUGGCGCGCCAUUCACCAUGCAGGACGUUGAGUGGGCUUGGAGUGAGGACCUCAACUACAACAAGGAACUCUUCCCGGUCGUGCCGGGCGUUCUGCAGGACCCCGUGACAGGUGAUCCGGUCAAGUUCACCAAGAUCGAUGACCACACCCUCACCCUUAGCUUUGACAAUCCCAACUACACGUUCAUCGAGGCCGCCAGGCUGGCGGCCGGCCAAGGGUGUACUCGCAUGACCUCGUGCUUCUUUGAGCCCUUCCACUUCUCGAAGAAGUUCCACCCGAAGUACGCGGACCCCGCCGAAUUCAAAAAGCUCAUGACCGAGGGCGGAUAUGAGGACUGGACGCAGGUCUGGAAGGGGAAAUACAGCAUCCGCUAUGAUGCUGAGGUUCCCGUCACACACGCUUACUACCUGUGCGACGGUGGGGCCGACGAGCAGGAAAGACUGUGCGCCAACCCCUACUUCCACGGUGUCGACCCAAACGGCAACCAGCUCCCGUACCUCGAUACCUACACCUACAACAAGGCGGAGAAUAUCUCGACAUCCGUCUUCAGGUCGAUGAACGGGGAAACGGACGGGCCUUACGCCGGCGACUUUGUCUUGGCCGAGGUCCCCUUGUAUUUCGCACACAUGGACAAGGGCGACUACAGCGUCGGCCGCUGGACCAAGACGCAUGGCAACGACGCCGGAAUUCAGAUCAACCCGGAGUUCAACCUUGAUGCUGAGCUGGGCCGGUGGUUCCGGACGAAAGAGUUCCGAGAGGCAUUGUCCCUGAGCUUAGACCGUGACCAAAUCAACCAAUUGGUCUACCUUGGGAUCGGCACGCCUCAAGCGUGGGUACCGCAUCCUGCGACGCCGUACUAUCCCGGAGACCAGUGGCCCGGAUAUCUGGCUGAGCGCGACAUUGCGAGGGCCAACGAAAUCCUGGACGACCUUGGGUUGAUUGACACUGAUGGGGAUGGGUUCCGCAACCGGCUUGACGGCACUGGGAAUUUGGAGUUUUUCUCUGAGUUCAGGGCUAAUUUCAUUCCCGUUGCUGAGCUGCUGCAAUCCCAGUGGGCGGACAUGGGUUUCAAGCUGGACUUUAAAGAAGGGCGGAAUCGGGCUUUUGGAACGGAAGAAGCCCCGGUCCGCAUGAGGGCCAUGUCUCUCAUGACGAACCCCUGGUACUGGACUCAAUUCCUCCCGUAUCGGGCCAGCGGCCCCGGGAGAGAGAUGGGCAGGUAUUUCGAGACCGGGGGCGUAGAGGGUAUGGCCCCCAUCGGCGCGGCCGCCGUUGAGUGCCCAUCUUGCUCGGAGAACGAGUUUCUGCCACUGGCGCCAAAGGGUCGGUACCCAGCCGAUCCUGACGGGUUCCUGAUGGAGAUGCAGGGCCUCUAUGGGGACGGGAAGCAGUAUCCGAUGCUGCAUCCGGGACGGGUCGAGAACGGCAAGGCAAUCUUUAGACUAAACUUAGAAAACGCCUAUCAUCUCGGCACGGUUGGGUUUACGGGCGGUGCGCCGGGAGUAUUCUUCAAGAGGAACAACCUGCGAAACAUAUCGACCACUUUUGGGGCGCACGACUACUACAGCUAUGAGUCCCCGCUGUGGUACUUCGAGGAUGGGAUCGACAACUUCAACCAUCCUGGCAGAAGGUCGGUCAGAUACGCUAGCACCAACUUCCUGGAGUGCCCCCACAUCGCGUCGGACAAAUGCUAA